Diabrotica balteata is the source of this 7642-nucleotide messenger RNA. Lineage: Eukaryota; Metazoa; Arthropoda; Insecta; Coleoptera; Chrysomelidae. The record is from the annotation of a GenBank genome assembly.
AUUGUUAACAGUGCUUCAUUUCCAUUUUGUGCCUUAAAUCACUUAUUUCUAAUACAAGAUGAUGUCAAAAACGCAGUGGUUUGUUCUCCUUUGUCUGUUCAUUCUGUAUUUGCUCUUAGGAGCAUCUAUCUUUUACUACGUCGAAUCUCAAGAAGAACUUAUAAAAUUUAAGUCUGAAGUUAGGGAAAGGCGAAGAAUUGAAGAAUUACUAUGGAAUAACUACCACGGUAACAACAAAAGUAUAGAGAUUUUAUUUAAAAGACUGACUAAAUAUUGCGGUAAGCCUGUACACUAUCAUAUGAGUGAUGAACUUCCUGCCAGUAAAUGGAACUACUACAAUUCCAUAUUUUUUGUAAUAACAGUGGUUAGUACUAUCGGAUAUGGUAAUCUUUCACCAACCACCAUGUUCACCAGAAUAUUUAUGAUAAUUUAUGGUCUAAUUGGAAUUCCAAUGAAUGGUAUAGUCAUGGUUACGCUGGGCGACUUUUUUGGAAAAUCAUUCACAAAAUUGUACGACAGAUGGAAGAAGGUACGCCUGGAAAAGAAUACGGCCAAAUUGGGCCUUAUAGGUCAAAUCAUUCUAUACGCCGUCCCAGGUUUAACUUUCUUCAUUUUUCUGCCAGCCACGAUAAUGAGUUUUUUUGAAAAUUGGAACUACGACGUAUCUGUCUAUUAUGCUUUUGUUACAUUAACCACAAUUGGAUUUGGAGAUUUUGUUGCAGGAACUGAAAAUUUUCAUGCGUUCAGCCCAGGCGUCUUUUUGUUUUACCACUUGUUCCUACUAGUAUGGGUAAUAGGAGGCUUAGGAUACGUAAUUAUGAUUAUAGGAUUUAUUACCAAAGGUAUGCAGAGUCGGCAUAUUCAAAAACUAGAAAGAAUUCUGGCACAUACAGUUAAAAGUACUCCUCAGAAGAUACGAAAUGAAUUUCGAAGUAUGUUACACGAGCUUUUAUUUAUGAGAGUUAAACCAGUUUAUAAAGGUGAAUUUGAAUACACUCCGCACUAUUUGGAGAGAAGUCAAAGUUGUCCAGACUUUACUAUUUGGAUAAAUAAAAAUUCUCCUACCACAGCUAGAAAACGAGCAAUGUCAGAAUGUUAUAGAUACAACGUUUUGGAAAGAGUACAAUCCGAAUCAGAGUUAGACAAGAUAGACAAAGAACGAACUUUCAGGCCUUCGGAUGCGCUUAUGAAACAAAAAGAUCUUCUUCUUAAAGUUGUAGAUGCUUUAAGCUUGGCAUCCGCUAGAGAUGGUGUAUGUUCAGGUUUUUCUGAAGACGAAAAUAUAAAUAAUGCAAGAUACGAUCCACCGCCACCCAUGAUGCCUAGUCACAGAAGAAGGGCUGUAAGCGACGUCAAACCUCCUCCAAAAUAUUUAACAGAGCAAUCUGUCAAUACAUGGUAUGGUAACGAUGCGACUACAGCUCUUAAGGUAUUUAAACAAAAAAGAGCUAUGUCAGUUGCUCCAAUUCCCGAUUCCAAAAACUCCUUUAUUCAACGGUUCCAAAAAUCAGUUGCUAAUCGAUUUAGAAGAUCAGAUACUAGAGAAAACGAUAUUGAAAAACAAAAUUUGGAUGAAUCUAUUAAUAGAAUACGUAGCCCUAGUAUUAUUCCUUCUAAUACUGAAUCCCAAAGAAGCAGCAUUCCGCAGCAAAAUGUUUUAGAAGAAACGUCAAUUGCUGAAUUUAUUAGAGCGCUUUCCGCAGUAACAGAAAGUAAAUUCAAAGAACCACCAAGAAGAAAAAUAGGAUUAGCUAGUUUAACUCCUCCAAAAUAUUCACCUACUAAUAUAUCAGCACCUUCAUUCUCAAGCAGGCGGACGUCUUUAGUACCUCAAACCAGAAUUCGUCCAAAGCCGCGCAGAUUUUCGAUGACACCAGUAGCUGAAAAUAUACUGAGCUCUCCUCCACCAUACAGUCCUUGUGCUUCAGCAAGAAAUUCGCUAACCUUGCAGGAAACACCAGAAGUAAGGAGGUUUUCUCCGCGAAAAGCUUCAACUAGUCACUCAAGUCCAGUGCGAGCACAAGCAUUAAAGAGUAAAAAAUUUGAAACUGAAAAAGAUAGUAAAGACUGAAGAAUACUUGUUAUAUAUGGGUCCUGUUAUAUAUAGAGAUCAGUAGACUGUUGUUGGCUACAGGUGUUAGUGAUUCCCAAAACAAACUUUCGUGGUACAAUUAGUAAAAUUGUCAUACUCAAUUUGAACAUCAGUUUAAUGAUUUUAAAACUGCAAAAAUAAGGUAUUAAGGAAAAGAAGGCAGUAAAACAAAUACUAGUUAAAAUACUCAACACCGAGUUUUUAUCGGUUAUUUUUAGAUAUAUGCUCUUUGAUAUAAUUUUAUUAUAACUAGUAAUAAUGGAAUAUAAAUAAUCCCACAAAACGGUAAGAAUACAUAUGAGUAAAGUGUUUGGACUGAUAAUGAAAACAACCAGUUUUUAAAUACCUAAAUUUUCUGAUCUUAUAUCAAUAUGUUUUAUCCAACGAUCUUCCAAUUCUAUGAUUUUUUCGGCUUCUAUAUAUUAGCAUAUUCAUCAACGUAAAGGGAAAAAUCACUCGAAAAGUGUUGACAUCUCUGGGCGAGACUAAGAACGUAUCAUCCUUCUUUUAUGUUAUAUUUCUUUCUUUGUAAACUGAUUACGUCAGUAAUGAUAUCUUCUUCGCGUGUUACAUCAGAAUUAUCCUACGUUAGCGAUCACCAUUGCGAAGGCUUUUCGAUCUUCUGCAAUAUGGAAUAAUUGUCCUGCAUUUGAUAUCUGAGUCUAUUCACGAAUGUUUUUUAACCAAAGAACAUGUUUUCUUCCUACACCUCUUCGGCCCUCAAUUUUGCCCUUAAGGAUCAGUUGUAAUAUUUUGUAUCGACGUCCCCUUACUAUAUGUCCCAGAUAAGACAUUUUUCGAUGCUUAAUAUUGUUUAGCAGUUCUCUAUCUUUGUUGACGCUCCUUAGUAUUUCUUCAUUCGUUUUCCUUGCUGUCCAAGGUAGCUUCAGCAUUCGUCUAUGAACCCACAUUUCCAAUGCUUCAAUUUUGUUCAUGAUCGAUACUUUUAGCGACCACAUUUCUGUACUAUACAAAAGUACAGACCAAACAUAGUACUUAACCAUUCUUUGUCUUAGUUCUAAACUGAAAUGGUUAUUGCAAAGAAAUCACUUUAUUUUCAUAAAAGUAGUUUUAAUUAUUGCUAUUCUACGUUUUAUUUCUAUGUCUGGAUUUAGUUGGUCUGUUAUCACAGUUCCCAAAUAUGUCAUUUUGUGAACUUUCUCAACUUGGACUCCGUUUAAUUGAAGCUUUGCAUCGGGAUGUGGCUCACAACUAAACACUAAAAAUUUGGUUUUGAUUGGGUUUAUUUUAAUGCCCAUUUCCUCUCCUACCUCGUGAAUACGAUAAGGCAGAAUUUGAAGAACUUCAUUAUUAUCUGAUAGAAUUACUGUAUCGUCUGCAUAUCUAAUCAGAUUAAGUUAUGCCCCGUUGAUUUUUAUUCCAUAUGGGUGUCCCUCAAGUGCCUUUUAAAUAAAUGGUCCGAGUAAACAUUGAACAAUGUUGGCGACAAAAUGCAACCUUGUCCGACUCCUCGUUAUAUAGAGAUUUCAUCGGUAUAGAUAUCUUCUUGUUAUCUAUUUCGAUGUUUUUUAGUAUUGGCAUUAAUUUUGCAUGCUGUACUUUAUCGAAUGAUUUCCCGAAGUCCAUGAAACAUGCAAAUGCAUCUUUUCUUUGCUCACGGCAGUUUUGUAAUAGGAUGUUAAGCGCAAAAAGUGCCUCCCUGGUUCUCAUAGCAUUUCUAAAACCAAAUAGGGUAGUUAAGAAUGUGUCAUUAGGCUAAUUAAUCGAUAUUCUGAGCAUUUUCUCGCAUUGUGUCUAUUAAGUAUUGCGACAAAUAUGGUUGGUGUAUCACCUGGGCCACAAGCUUAUCUAAUCUGACUUCUGUUUUUUAUUUUAUUGUUAAAUUCUUUUUUAAUGUUAUCAUUUAUGUUUAUAUCAUAUAUGUCAAAGAUAAGUACAUUGGUUAUUGGUUUUUGUUGCUGAAUUCUUUUUAACCUUAGUUUAAUGUCCUCUACAAGUAGUUGAUGAUCAGAUCCAAUAUCUGCUCCAGAUAUAGUGACUCUUUUGACGGCAUUUCGGAAACGUUCAUUUACCAGUAUAUAGUCUAUUAGAUUUCUUAAAGACUCAGGGUUAUUGCCAUCAUCAAAUGGGGCUUUCCAAGUGUAUAGUCGUCGCUUGGGUAGUUUAUACCAGGUGUUUGCAAUGAUCAUAUCAUUUUGUUUCAGUAAUGGUAAAACAUAAUAUUUUAGUUACUUACUUCUCUUCUUAAGAUUACUAGUUGAUCCAUAUUUGAAAAAAAAACUAAAACCCAAUAAAAGACAAAAAUACAUGAUAAUGUAUUUGAAAUCUACUAAAAAUUUUUGUUUAGCAACAAGUUAUCAGGUAACUAUAAGAGUUUUAUCAUCCACUUUAUUUUUAUUUACCACUUUAGCAAAAUAUUUGAAACGUUCAAUAUUAGCAAAUGCUGAUAUAUUCAAAAUAACACUUAUGCGAUCUGUAGCUGAUGGAUAUUAUCAUAUAAUAAUAUAUACCUAUUUUGUAAUGAUUUCUAAAAUUUGUACAUUUUCGUUUGGGUCAGUAUGAAACAAGUUAAAGAUAACGUUUAGUAAAAAAAUUAGAUUAAUUUUCUAAAUUCUGAAUUGAUUUUAACAGAGAAUUCAUACCGUAUGACAAUAUAUCUAUGACGGAAGUCUUGUAUCCCGCAGAAAUCAAUGGAAUUAAUACCGAGCCGCAAGGUCCGAUCUCCUGUAGUACUGCUCAUACUGCGUAUUCUGGUUUCAGUCGCAAAUUGAUUUUAUUUUCAUUUCAUUCAUUUAGAUUUUAUAAUAUCACGUUCAACUUUUUUUCUGGUCGGUAUUUGAACCAUCAAUUUACUAAAUCCCUCAGAGCAAAGUAAGUGUCCUUAUUAUAUAUUAAAAUUAGAUACAGUUAUCUUCUUCUUCUUCACGUGCCAUCUCCGCGAUGGAGGUUGGCAAUCAUCAUGGCUAUUCUGAUCUUAGAUGCUGCUGCUCUGAAUAGUUCAAUUGAUGUGCAUCCGUACCAUUCCCUCAAGUUACGCAACCAUGAGAUUCUUCUUCUUCCUACACUUCUCUUGUCCUGGAUUUUUUCUUGUAUAAUUAAUUGAAGUAGGUUGUAUCUCUCAUUACGCAUAACAUGCCCCAUAUAUUGCAGCUUUCGUGUCUUGAUAGUUUUCAAUACUUCCAUUCUUUUGUUGAUUCUUAUCAUGACUUCGUUGUUUGUUAUAUCCUAGGUCCAUAAUAUCUUCAGGAUUCUUCUAUACACCCACAUUUCAAAUGCUUCCAACUUUUUAGCAGUCGACGCGUUAAGUGUCCAUGCUUUCAUCCCAUAAAGCAGAGUCGAGAAAAUAUAACACCUUACCAGCCCACUCUCACGUCCAAUUUUAGUUCUCUACACUUCAAAUAUAUAGCAUACCAACAGAGGCUCUAAAAGCAAAGGGCGAGAUUGGCGUAGAUGUAUUACUGGAUAUGUUCAAUUUGAUGUGGAUCACAGGUGAAUAGCCUGAUGAGUAAUGCGAAUCACCCUUUAUCCCUAUUAAUAAAAAAGGAUCGCUAACCGUAUGCAGCAAUUACAGAACCAUUCUACCUCCCUUUCCAUCAACACCUCACACAUCACGAUCCGUUCGUUUUCGCAUUGUCUUUACGUUUGCUUUUUAUCUUAACAUAAUCACCUCCCCUACCUAUCGAUAUGUCGCACAUUAUUAUACGUUGAGUCGUUUGGACGUUACAAGCGUAGUGUCCUUUUGGCAUUGUAUUUUGCGUUUCUUUUUUUAUGUUAACGUAUUCACUACCCUCUUACCAUUCCAACGAGCCCUCGUACGUCAUGAUCUGACCAAUAUCAAUGAAGAUAUGACGAAAUGCCGUUUUGGCACAGUUUUUGCGUUUGAUUUUUACUAAAAUGACUAGCGCCGCGUAGCGGAUAAUAGUCAAACUAUGGCGUCAUCGGUUUCGAUCCUGACUAAUUGGUUCAUGCUAGGCCGGUAAUGCAGAUCCAAUGCUUACCGACAUUGGCGCCAGUGACGUCACACUGUCUGUCUCAAGCGACCCAUUCCCUACUGAUUCUGCUGUGGAUUUCUGAGGUGGUUUUCAAAAUCCUGCGACAUAAAUCAAUGAAAGGCUAAAGAAUUUUCUACUUUCACUGAAUACUAUCACCAUUAUUAUACAACAUAUAUUUUAAAUAUAGAAUGAAGAAAGUAAUAGACGAAUGUAAUGGAGGAAUUACUAUAGGAGGCAGAUAAAUCAGUAACCUGCGAUACACUUACACUAACAGUAAAUGAAACCGAAAUAAAUUAUUACCGUCACCGAACACUUAAGCUGCAUAAGCAAAGGUUUUGGAGUUGAGAUCAAGAAUUAAAAAACCAAAAUAAUAAUCUACAGCAUGUACACCAAGUGAAAAAUUUCGAAGUGGUAGACAGAUUUGCAUACUAGCAUAUUAGAUUAUAUAAAUAUAAAUUUAUAUCAAAGAGUAUUUUACAUUCAUUUUUUCGUAAAAAUUUAGACGGGUUAAAUCAAAGAAAUCGUUUUAUCUACUUAUGAAACUUGAUCGUGGCCUUUAUCAAGUGCCUUUCUAAUGACUGAAAAAAUACACCAGUAAUUUUGAGGUACAAUUCUAGGUUAAUAUACAGCAAAAGUAGUAUUUAGGGUAACAUUCUAUUAAACUGGUAAUUAUUUGUAUUCCACAACUUAUUUGAGAAUUAUAAAGUUCCGGUCAAAUCAAACUAGCAACACUUUUUUAUAUAUCAUGCGAAAUUCUUUCCGACAACUAUAGUGAACUUUAAAAGGAAAUCUUUUACUUUUAAUCUUUUAAAUAUAUAUAAUUAUAACUGAGUGACAUAUCCAAAGCAUAAACAUCUCGUAGAAUAAGCUAUAUCCCUGGACUCUGAGCUGCUGAUCAAGAUUAAGCCUCAAUCAGUAUUCGACAUAUCGUUAUAGAAAAGUGUUUUUCUUUUUUCGUUAGAUAAACAUUAGAAUAUUUUUUGAGUAACAUGCAAUUACUUAAAAACGUAUUUUGGGCUUUGGAUUCAUUGUCAAUUGGUAAUGAUAUGUGUCAAAGAAGUUUUGAGAAAAAAUUUACCCUAAUAUAUGAGAUAAAAUACCUAAAUUUAUUAAAACGAUAUUUAUAUCUACAUUUUGUAUAAGUACAAAAGAUAUUUAGAUAAAGGCUUAUUGUAUUCUGUGUCUUUAAUGUCUGAGUCCUCUGAAAAAUCUGUCACCUCAAUCGUUGCUAAUAAUUGGCUCAAGCGUUCUCAAGUUUAUAGUUACUAGGAAAUAUGAAAAUUAUGGUUACUAUUAUACUGGUAGAUUUUUUCUCAAAACUUUGGUGGCAUAUGCCACUUUAUUUGUAUUUCGUAUGUAAAAGGUAACACUUGUUUUUGAUUUUUGUCAUUGUUUUUGAAUACAAUUUAUGUCAGUAUUAGUAACUUUACGAAAAUAAUUGUCUCAAUAUCUUUGUUAAUAUUAUUAAAAGACAUAAAUACAACAUAAGCAAUGUUAUAGAUAUAGAAUGUUAAGAAUAUUACCCUGUUAAUUAUAAUACGAUUGUGAUAUAUUGUUAAAAUAUCAGUAUUGUAAAUAAAUAAUUUUUUUAUUUUAU